AUGAAGGAUCAAUUCCUAAGUGAGGCAACAAAACUUGCAACUAUCUGCACAUGUCAAAAAAAAGCACAGGCAAAUGAUAAACUGCUAAAAUGUCACAAUGAACAGUGCUCAAAUGGUAAAUUUUUUCAUCUGUCAUGCAUGUCUUACAAACGUUAUCCAAGCAAUGCAAGAACAACCUGGCUUUGCUAUAACUGCAAGAUUACAGCACCUAAAAGUAGACCAUCAACACCAGCUCAAGGGGAUUCUGAUUUGUUAGGAGAACCAGCUGGAACACCCGAUAGUGUAAUGUCAGCCCCCAUUAUUAAUGAUUCAAGCUCCCAAAGUGAUAAUGAUUUGAAGGCGGAUUCACCUGCAACACCAAUCAACAUCGGUGCAAACACCCCACAGGAUAGUGAUGUGGAAGGAGGAUCAUCCCCAAAUCCUGACCCAGAUGUUUUGUUUGUCAAAGAAACUGUCAACACAAAUGUUAAUAAGACGGGUUCACUAGGGAAUCUGACUGAAAGAGAAUUUGCAUUGAUGGAGGAUACACAUGGCUGGUUAGACUGUUCUAUAAUCCACCAGGCACAAAUCCACCUCAAACAGUUAAAUCCGAACAUUGAAGGAUUUCAAAGGCCAACACUUGGUCCAAUAACAGCCUUUGACAUUAUCAGUGGUGAAUCCAUACAGAUUUUGAACACUGGAGGUAACCACUGGGUAUGUUUAAGUUCCAUUGGUUGCUCCAGUGGCCAUGUUAAUUUAUAUGACAGUUUUUUUCAUGAUGUUAUCUGUGACGACAUUGAGGAACAGGCAAGAAGUCUACUCGGACAGGAAUUCAGGGGAAUUAAUGUUGUCCCUAUUCAGCAGCAACUAAAUGCAUCUGACCGUAUUUGCUAUAGCAUUUGCUAUGAGCCUUGUUUUUAUGCAAGACCCCUUAAGUAUUCAAUCUGA
This is a messenger RNA of Porites lobata, 927 nucleotides long. The record is from the annotation of a GenBank genome assembly. Lineage: Eukaryota; Metazoa; Cnidaria; Anthozoa; Scleractinia; Poritidae.